This is a messenger RNA of Rotaria sp. Silwood2, 225 nucleotides long. The record is from the annotation of a GenBank genome assembly. NCBI's taxonomy places the organism in Eukaryota, Metazoa, Rotifera, Eurotatoria, Philodinida, Philodinidae.
AUGGCGAAUAUUGAAUUAUCUAGCAUUGCUCUCGAUAAUAUUACUAAUAAUAUGACAUUGAUUGAACAGAAUACAAUACUUGUUGAUUUUGUCAUCCAUAAACAAGUUAUUUCAUUAGAUACUUGCCGAUUAAUUUUAUGGAUUGGCUCACGUCAGGCUUCAAAUCUUCAACGAACAAAAAAUGAUCUAUAUUUACAACAUCCCAUUAUUUAUCAAAAUAUGUAA